Messenger RNA from Helianthus annuus (common sunflower), 532 nucleotides. Its product is annotated as acetolactate synthase small subunit 1, chloroplastic. Lineage: Eukaryota; Viridiplantae; Streptophyta; Magnoliopsida; Asterales; Asteraceae. Bases 41 to 385 code for a protein of 114 amino acids. The record is from RefSeq and is a predicted model, not a curated record. Gene Ontology annotation, molecular function: acetolactate synthase activity; acetolactate synthase regulator activity. The transcript is spliced from 3 exons. Gene Ontology annotation, cellular component: cytosol. Gene Ontology annotation, biological process: L-valine biosynthetic process.
GCGCCACACGAUUUCAGUGUUUGUUGGUGACAAAAGUGGAAUGAUAAACCGGAUUGCAGGAGUCUUUGCAAGGAGAGGGUAUAAUAUCGAGUCACUUGCUGUUGGUUUAAACAAGGACAAAGCUCUUUUUACUAUAGUUGUAACUGGGAUUGAAAGAAUGCUAGAGCAAGUUAUGAAACAACUUCUAAAGCUUGUUAAUGUUUUAAAGGUUGAAGAUAUCUCAAAGGAGCCACAAGUAGAACGUGUGUUGAUGCUCAUCAAGAUAAAUGCAGAUCCAAGAUACCGUUUAGAGGUCAAGUGGUUAGUGGACAUAUUUAGAGCUAAAAUUGUUGAUAUCUCAGAGAAAGCUAUAACAAUUGAGGUGAUGGGAGUCAAAAAACUUUAACCCUUUUGCUAUAUCUUCAUGCGACAUAUAUGGAGUGAAUUUUGAGUCUUGAUGAAUUGGAUUAUUUAUGUUGUUAGUGGGCCUAUUUUAAUUUGAAUAUGUACCAAGACCUUAUUUAUUAGAUAUGAAAUCUGUAUACUUACUGAC